Aspergillus ibericus CBS 121593 is the source of this 7029-nucleotide messenger RNA. Its product is annotated as alpha-1,3-glucan synthase. Gene Ontology annotation, molecular function: alpha-1,3-glucan synthase activity. Lineage: Eukaryota; Fungi; Ascomycota; Eurotiomycetes; Eurotiales; Aspergillaceae. Bases 362 to 6877 code for a protein of 2171 amino acids. The record is from RefSeq and is a predicted model, not a curated record. Gene Ontology annotation, cellular component: fungal-type cell wall. Gene Ontology annotation, biological process: fungal-type cell wall (1->3)-alpha-glucan biosynthetic process. The transcript is spliced from 3 exons.
CCUCUCCCUUCCCCCCCCCCCUCUCCCCCCCCCCCUCAUGCGUGUGUUUGUGUUUUUGUUGUUGUGUUUGGCCCUAUAGACUUCACACUCGUUGAAUGCGGUGCGGUGCCUCUCGUUAUCUCAUCACUACCUAUCACUCGUUAUCGGUCCAUCUCUCCGGCGAUCCCUCACCACCACCAACACUGAACGCACACGACCUCGGUCAGACGGACGCGGCUUUCCAUCUGAUUUAAUUGGAUUGUCUUCCAACUUCUUGCUUCCAUCCCAUUGUAUCAUCACCACGGGUUUGACACGAGUGUCGUCUUCCUGGUUUGCCGGCCGGUAGUCCUCCCGGGUCGCCCCCCGACCUUCGCUUUCCAGCAUGAAGUGGGCAUUUUCCGGCACGCUGCUCGCCUGGUUUGCAACAACAGCAGCAGCCUGGCCCUACGACGAGGCCCUCGUCGACUACAACUUCAACCAGAACCAGGCGGCCACCAACCCCGCCGAAUACACAGGAACAUGGCCCAAUCACACCGGGGACUAUUUCCCCUCCCCGGACAACUGGCGGUUCCCCGUCUACACCCUCUUUCUCGACCGCUUCGUCAACGGCGACCCGACCAAUGAUAACAUCAACGGGACCUUGUUCGAACACGACCUCUCCUCCAACCAGAUGCGUCAUGGUGGCGAUGUGGCUGGCUUGGUGGAUACCUUGGACUAUUUGCAGGGCAUGGGGAUCAAGGCCCUGUAUCUCGCCGGUACGGUGCUGAUGAACCAGCCCUGGGGGUUUGACGGUUAUUCGGCGCUGGAUACGACCUUGCUGGACCAACACUACGGUAACUUGCAAACCUGGCGCGAUGCCAUCACGGAAAUCCACAAGCGCGGCAUGUAUGUCAUUUUCGACAACACCAUCGCAACAAUGGGGGACUUGAUUGGUUUCGACGGCUAUCUGAACACCACCACCCCUUUCUCGGUCAAGGAACAUCAGACGCAGUGGAAGACGGACCGCCGCUAUGUGGACUUUGACAUUGGCAAUACGUACAACGCCACAUGCGACUAUCCCACUUUCUGGUUUGAGAACGGCUAUCCCGUCCAAGCGACGGUCACCGAAGAGCUCGUCGGGUGUUACGACAGUGACUUCGACCAGUAUGGUGAUAUCGAGGCCUUCGGUGUGUUCCCGGAUUGGGAACGUCAGUUGGCCAAGUUCGCCUCCGUGCAGGAUCGACUGCGCGAAUGGUACCCCUCGGUGCGAGAGCGCUUGAUCCGUCACUCCUGCAUGAUCAUCGAGUCGCUCGAUAUCGACGGCUUCCGGUACGACAAGGCCACGCAGGCGACUGUGGACGCGCUCGGCGACAUGUCCAGCGCGUACCGCGAGUGUGCCCGCGCCGUGGGCAAGGAGAAUUUCUUCAUCGCCGGUGAAAUCACGGGUGGUAACACCUUCGGUUCCAUCUAUUUGGGCCGCGGCCGGCAGCCAAACCAGUACCCGGACACGGCCGAGGCGGCCAUGAAGCUUACCAACACCUCGGAUGCCCAGUAUUUCCUGCGCGAGGCCGGCCAUGAGGCCAUUGACGGCGCGGCCUUCCACUACUCCAUUUACCGCGCCCUGACCCGUUUCCUGGGGAUGGACGGUAAUCUGGCGGCGGGUUACGAUGUCCCGGUCGACUGGGUGGAUGCCUGGAACCUCAUGCUGCAGUCGAACGAUCUGAUCAAUCCCAACACGGGCAAGUUUGACCCCCGCCACAUGUACGGGGCCACCAACCAGGAUGUCUUCCGCUGGCCGACGGUGGAGAAGGGCGUGGAGAGACAGUUGCUGGGGCAGUAUAUCACUACCCUGCUGCUCCCCGGCGUUCCCCUCCUCCUCUGGGGUGAGGAACAGGCCUUUUACAUCCUCGAUGCCACGGCCGCGAACUACAUUUACGGUCGACAGGCCAUGUCGCCCGCCACGGCCUGGCGGGAUCAUGGCUGCUUCUCCCUGGAUUCCUCGCAGUACUACAACUGGCCCAUCGAGGCGGGCCGGAAUGGAUGCCAUGACCCCACGGUGGCCUACGACCACCGGGACCCGUCGCAUCCGGUGCGCAACAUCAUCAAGCACAUGUACCAGAUGCGCGAGCAGUUCCCCGUGCUCAACGAUGGUUAUACCAUUCAGAAGCUCUCCAACAUGACGGAGGAGGUGUAUUAUCCCGGUUCCAACGGCACCGCCACGGAGACGGGCCUGUGGUCCAUCCUGCGCGACGUCAAUGCGGAUGUGCAGGAUCUGGGCUCCGAUGCCAACAACCAGCCCAUCUGGCUGGUCUACCACAACACCAACCGCACCAUCGACUUCAAAUUCGAUUGCCAGGACAAUGACACGGCCCUCAUCUCGGCGUUUCCCUCGGGCACCCGGGUCAAAAACCUGUUCCACCCGUACGACGAGCAGGAACUGAUUGCUAGUCCCGUCAAGCUGGGCCUGAAUGGAUCCACCGAGUACAACGGCUGUUUGGCCAACAUGACCCUGGACGCCUAUGAGUUUCGUGCCUACGUGCCGAUCGCGAGCUUCGUCAAGGCGGGCCCGAUGCUCACCAAGUUCACGCCCGGCCAUGAUUACCCCCUCCGGUCGACCGUGGCCCCGAACGCGGAUGAGAACGUGAACAUCGAACUGUAUUUCUCCGAGGCAAUGGAUUGCGACUCCGUGACCCAGUCCAUCUCCAUCAACUCCUCGACCGAGAUCGGCAAGGCCCCCUCGGUGGAUUCGACCACGGUCAGCUGCAAGAACAUCACCGCCACCAACACCACGUUGACGGGACAGAUCCCCAGUGCGUGGAUGUGGACGGCGAACCUGACGGGCGUUUAUAACGGCGUGCAUCGCAUCACGGUCAACAACGUCAGCACCGCCAGUGGAAACGAGACCACGAACGCGGUCGACCAUCUCCUCUUCCGGAUUGGCCAGAUCGAUAACCCCAUGAUCUUCACCACCGCCAAUUACUCCAGCAGUCUGCUCCACGAGGAAUCCAACGGCACCCUGUUCAUCCAACACCACGCCGCCGGUGCCGACAAAUAUCGGUACUCGACCAACUGGGGUACCACCUUCUCGGACUGGAUGCCCUACCAGGGUGGUAACGACACCAUUGAGAAGCUCGAAUGGUCGGGCACCAAGAAACAGGCCUGGAAAGGCAACCACGUCCGCGUGGAGUACUGGAGCCGGUGGACCGGCAGCAGUGAUUACGUGCAGGAGGGCGACUCGGGCUGGGAUGAACAGGUCCCGCGUCGUUUCCCCCACGUCUUCUUCAACGGGCCCUACAACCAGUACGGCUACGACGCCGGUCUCGACAACGUCGUCCGACAGGACAGCGUGGACGGCAUCUGGAAGUACCACUUCACCGCCGAAUGGCCGGCCCAAGCCCAGUUGAACAUCUGGGGUAUGAAUCCGGACGGCAAGCCCGACCAAAGUUGGGUGCUGGGUGACGCUGACAACGAUUCCGUUCUCGACCGCAUGCCGCCUUCCUCUCUGUCCGCGACGCUCAUCAAUAUCACGGAGCACCCGCCUUCGCCCUACAUCUCCUGGAAUAUCUUCAUCGACGAUGGGACCAUGCGAUUCCAGCUCUUCCCGGUCGGCCACCAGAAUACCCAGAUCGCCAUGUUUGUGCUCUUCUGGAUCGUGCCGGUCGUCACGGGCGCCUUGGGCGUGUGGGCGUUCAUGAAGUCUUUCUACAAGGUCAAGUUCAACCAGGUCGGUGUCAGCGAGAAACACCAGAUGAUCCCGUUGGCGUUGCGCCGCAAGUUCAAGCGGUCCCGCAAAGGGGAUGAUGAAAACUCGAACCCGCUGAUGCGCCUGGCCAACAAGUCCGGAUUCCUGCAGGCCACCACGGCCAUCGGCGGGGCGGCCAGCGGCAAGCGCCGCAUGGUCCUGAUCGCCACCAUGGAAUACGACAUCGAGGAUUGGGCCAUCAAGAUCAAGAUCGGUGGUCUUGGUGUCAUGGCGCAACUCAUGGGUAAGACUCUGGGCCACCAAGACCUGAUCUGGGUGGUCCCCUGCGUGGGCGGCGUCGAUUACCCCGUGGACAAACCGGCCGAGCCCAUGAAUGUGACCAUUCUGGGCAACUCCUAUGAGGUGCAGGUCCAGUACCAUGUCUUGAACAACAUCACCUACGUCUUGCUCGAUGCCCCUGUGUUCCGUCAGCAGUCCAAGUCCGAACCCUACCCGGCCCGCAUGGACGAUCUCAACAGUGCCAUCUACUACUCCGCCUGGAAUCAGUGUAUUGCGGAGGCCUGCAAGCGGUUCCCCAUCGACCUCUACCAUAUCAACGAUUAUCACGGUUCCCUGGCCCCACUGUACCUGCUCCCCGAGACCGUCCCCGCCUGUCUGUCCCUGCAUAACGCCGAAUUCCAGGGUCUGUGGCCGAUGCGGACCCAGAAGGAAAAGGAGGAAGUGUGCUCCGUGUUCAACCUCGAUAUCGAACACGUCCGGCAUUAUGUGCAAUUCGGUGAGGUGUUCAACUUGCUUCACGCGGGUGCCAGUUAUCUGCGGGUGCACCAGCAGGGUUUCGGUGCCGUCGGUGUGUCCAAGAAGUACGGUAAGCGCUCCUACGCGCGUUAUCCCAUUUUCUGGGGUCUCCGCAAGGUGGGCAAUCUGCCCAACCCGGAUCCCUCCGAUGUGGGUGAAUGGAGCAAGGAACAGGCCGCCGCCAUGAGCAACGACAUCCAUGUGGAUCAGGACUACGAGGCCGGCCGUGGUGACCUCAAGCGCCAGGCCCAGGAAUGGGCCGGUCUCGAGCAGAACCCCGAUGCCGAUCUGCUGGUCUUUGUUGGUCGUUGGUCUAUGCAGAAGGGUGUGGAUCUGAUUGCCGAUGUCAUGCCCGCGGUCCUCGAGGCGCGCCCCAAUGUGCAGUUGAUCUGUGUCGGCCCCGUCAUCGAUCUCUACGGGAAAUUCGCCGCCCUCAAGCUCGACCACAUGAUGAAGGUCUAUCCCGGCCGCGUGUUUUCCCGCCCCGAGUUCACGGCCUUGCCUCCCUAUAUCUUCUCGGGUGCCGAAUUCGCGCUGAUUCCCUCGCGUGAUGAGCCCUUUGGUCUGGUUGCCGUCGAGUUUGGUCGUAAGGGAGCUCUGGGUAUCGGUGCGCGUGUCGGUGGUCUGGGUCAGAUGCCUGGUUGGUGGUACAAUGUCGAAUCCACCGCCACCUCCCAUUUGCUGGUUCAAUUCAAGCUGGCUAUUGAUGCGGCGCUGAGUUCGAAAACGGAAACCCGUGCUAUGAUGCGCGCCCGCUCGGCCAAACAACGUUUCCCCGUGGCCCAGUGGGUCGAAGAUUUGGAAAUCCUGCAAACCACGGCCAUCCAGGUGCAUAACAAGGAAUUGGUCAAGUCCCACGGUCGCCCCUUCACCCCAUCGGGCACGACGACGCCCGGGGGCAUCUUGAGUCAGCCCGCCAGUCCCUUGAUGCCGCCCGGCAUCCAAACUCCGAUGGCGCAUUCUCGGGACAGCAGCUAUUCUAACCUGAACCGCUUGAGUGAAUACGUCGCCGACCCCAAGACCAACUACAGCCGAGACGUCAGCCCCAGUGGCACCGAAAAGCCGAAAUCGGGUCUGCACCGGCAACUGUCCCUGGGUGUUCGCUCGGGUCCCGGUCAUCAAGACCGCCGGGGCCGUCGUGGCCGCCAACGUGACAGCAUCCCCGAGCACGAGGACACCGCUGGAGGCAUGACCGAUGUCGAGGAAGACCGCGAUGAUGACAUCGCCGAGCAUCCCGAUGCAGACGACGAGUACACUCUGACCGCGGCCCAGGUCGAGGAAGGCCGCCGCCUGCAGGCCGUUCAGCAACAGGGAGGUGGCCUGCCGACGAGUCCCGGUGCCAACCGUUACAGUCAAGACUCGAUGCAUCCCCGAUUCAACCAGCCCCCCGCCAGUCCCGGUCCCAUCCCCACGCCCUCCCAGAGUCUCCUGCCGCCGCCCCGGCUGCUCGAGGCGGGUAGCCGGCUCAGUAGCGCGUCCGUUCUCUCCCUGGAUUCGGUCGUCGGGACCAAGACGGACUUUAAGCUGCAAAAGGUGGACCCCUUCUUUACCGAUUCGACCGGCGAGUACUACAAGGCUUUCGACAAGCGGCUGGUGGGCCUGAACGGGGCCAACUCCGAGUCGCAGCUCUGCAUUGAAGAAUAUCUGAUCAAGAGUGAAAAGGAAUGGUUCGACAAGUUCCGCGACGCGAGACUCGGUCGCCUCAAGUCCCCGGCCUCGUCCAUCUUCCGGGACAAGCACGGCGCAUCGCCCGUGGGCUCGUACUACGAUGAUGCCGGCUCGCACGUGAGUGGCGACGACAACAGUGAAUCCCGCGACACCGAGGACGACGAAUUCCUCCUGGGCAAGGACUAUGUCCCUCCCACGGGCCUGAAGAAAUGGAUGCAGCUUCGGAUCGGAGACUGGCCGGUUUACUCGUUGUUCCUCGCCCUGGGGCAGAUCAUUGCUGCCAACUCGUAUCAGAUCACCUUGCUCACGGGCGAGGUUGGUGAGACGGCCGAGAAGCUGUAUGGCAUUGCCACCACCUACCUGAUUACCUCCAUCCUCUGGUGGCUGGUGUUCCGGUACUUCAAGUCAGUCGUGUGCCUCUCCGCCCCCUGGUUCCUCUACGGUAUUGCCUUUAUUUUCAUCGGCUCGGCCCAUUGGGAGGGCGACUCGUUCACCCGGGGGUGGAUCCAGAACGUCGGCAGUGGCUUCUACGCCGCCGCUUCGUCGAGCGGGUCCAUCUUCUUCGCCUUGAACUUUGGUGAUGAGGGUGGUGCCCCGGUGGAAACCUGGAUCUUCCGGGCCUGCCUCAUUCAGGGCAUCCAGUCGGCUUAUAUUAUCGCGCUGUGGUAUUGGGGGUCGACGCUGAGCAAAGCGUCCAGCGAUGGCCUGUUGACCACGACGAGCAACAUCGCCAACACCUGGAAGAUGACGUGAGUAUUCCCCAGACCGUCGGAUCCUUCGACUUCGCUCACUGAGACAUCCUAGUGCCAUCUGUUACCCGAUUGCGGUCUUCCUCUGGGCCGUCGGGUUGCUUUUGCUCUUCGGACUUCCCAACUACUACCGCCAAACCCCGGGCAAGGUCGCCU